Nanorana parkeri is the source of this 1559-nucleotide messenger RNA. RefSeq names its product ankyrin repeat domain 13C (gene ANKRD13C). The transcript is spliced from 16 exons. Gene Ontology annotation, cellular component: cytoplasm. The coding region runs from base 102 to 1559 and encodes 485 amino acids. Gene Ontology annotation, molecular function: protein binding. Lineage: Eukaryota; Metazoa; Chordata; Amphibia; Anura; Dicroglossidae. The record is from RefSeq and is a predicted model, not a curated record.
CGGACAGCUCUCGCGAGAUCUGCGCGAUAAGAUGGCCGCGGGAGGUCCGCCGCUGUUCCAGUGAGGAGGGGGAAGCGGUGCCCCGGGUGUGAGCCGCUCCAAUGACCGGGGAGAAGCUCCGUCCCCUGCGCCGGGACCACAAGCAGUGCAAGGAGGACGAGCUGCUGGAGACCGACGAGGAGAGCGGAGGAGAAGGCGGAAGGAACAAGAAUGGCAAAAGCUUCUCCAACCACCGGCUCAUCCCGUCCAACCCGGCCCUCAGCAACGCCUGCUACCCCGUACACGAGUGUGUGUUCCGAGGUGACAUCCGCCGACUGUCCUCCCUCAUCCGCACAGGAAACCUGGGAGAGAAGGGCAAUAAUGGUAAUACUCCAUUACACCUCGCUGUGAUGCUGGGCAACAAAGAAUGUUCUCAUCUCCUUCUGGCACACAACGCUCCAGUCAAGGUGAAGAACGCUCAGGGCUGGAGCCCCCUGGCUGAGGCCAUCAGCUACGGAGACAGACAGAUGAUUACAGCAUUGUUAAGAAAGCUGAAGCAGCAGUCCAGGGAGAGUGUAGAGGAGAAGAGGCCGCGCCUAUUAAAUGCUCUGAAAGAGCUGGGAGACUUUUACCUAGAACUUCACUGGGAUUUUCAAAGUUGGGUGCCUUUACUGUCCCGUAUCCUGCCUUCCGAUGCAUGCAAGAUCUAUAAACAAGGUAUUAAUAUCAGGCUUGACACCACUCUCAUAGACUUCACCGACAUGAAGUGCCAACGAGGGGACCUCAGCUUCAUCUUCAACGGCGAUGCUCCUCCCUCUGAAUCUUUUGUAGUUUUAGACAACGAACAAAAAGUUUACCAGAGAAUACAUCAUGAGGAAUCUGAAAUGGAGACUGAGGAGGAGGUGGAUAUUUUAAUGAGUAGCGAUAUCUAUUCAGCAACCCUGUCUACAAAGUCCAUCACCUUUUCACGUGCCCAGACCGGCUGGCUUUUCAGGGAGGAUAAAACGGAGCGUGUGGGAAAUUUCUUAGCCGACUUCUAUCUGGUGAAUGGGCUUAUCUUAGAGUCCCGGAAGAGGAGGGAGCACCUCAGCGAGGAAGACAUCCUGCGAAAUAAAGCCAUCAUGGAGAGCCUGAGCAAAGGGGGGAACCUGAUGGAGCAGAACUUUGAGCCUGUACGGAGACAGUCGCUGCCCUCACCUCCUCCGAACACCAUUAGCUGGGAAGAAUACAUGUCUGCAGAGAAUGGAAAGGCUCCUCAUCUGGGAAGAGAACUUGUCUGCAAAGAGAACAAGAAAACCUUCAAAGCCACAAUCGCUGUGAGCCAAGACUUCCCCCUAGGGAUCGAAUCACUGCUGAAUGUUCUAGAAGUAAUCGCACCUUUCAAGCACUUUAAUAAACUUCGGGAAUUUGUACAGAUGAAGCUUCCUCCCGGUUUCCCUGUAAAGCUCGACAUCCCUGUGUUCCCCACCAUCACAGCCACUGUAACCUUUCAAGAGUUCCGCUACAGAGAGUUUGAGGAUUCCAUCUUUACGAUACCAGAGGAGUACAAAGAGGAUCCGAGCCGUUUCCCCGACUUGUAG